GUGACUCUCGUGUGUCUGCGUAAGUGUGAUAUUUUUUUAUUUUUUCCUGUCACUUUUGUGUGUUUGGUGUGCGACUGUUGUGGUUUUGUUUGUCCUUUGCUCUCCCCCCAUCCCUUGACUGCACUUCUUCACUCUGCAAACCUGGUGAUGCUCAUCAAUCCACACACCUGCCUGCAAUCAAGUCUGCAACCUUCAGGAGAGCCAGCUCUACAAUCAUUCCCUGUCGGAUUGCUGUGACACAAGUCCAGCUCUGUUUCCAAUCUUUUCCAUUUUUUGCUUGUUUGCAUUUUGCUCCUGUUUUGUGAUCUCUGCCAGGAUUCCCUGCCUGCCAUCCUGUCCACACCUCCAGCCAGAGUUACGACCGUGGCAGCACCUACAACGUGUUUGUGGGCAAGAAGCAGCUGAUUGCAGGGAUGGACAAAGCUCUGGUGGGGAUGUGUGUCAACCAGAGAAGCCUGGUCAAGAUCCCACCUCACCUUGCAUAUGGAAAAAGUGGAUAUGGUAACAUCAUCCCCCCUGACUCUAUCCUCCAUUUUGAUGUCCUGCUGCUCGAUGUGUGGAACUCAGAUGAUGGCGUCCAGAUCAAAACCUACCACACACCCUCCACCUGCUCCAGAAAGGUGGAGGUGUCUGACUACGUUCGUUACCACUAUAACGGCACACUGCUGGAUGGGACGCUCUUUGAUUCCAGCCACACCCGUAUGCGUACCUACGACACUUAUGUUGGGAUCGGGUGGCUGAUUGCUGGUAUGGAUCAGGGACUUCUGGGAAUGUGUGUUGGAGAGAGACGCAUCAUCACUAUGCCACCAUCACUUGGAUAUGGAGAAAAUGGAGAUGGUAGCGACAUCCCAGGACAGGCAUCUCUGGUGUUUGAUGUCGUACUUCUGGACCUCCACAACCCCAGAGACGGGAUCACAGUGACCAAUCAGGUGGUACCUGAGUCCUGCACCAGGAAGACCGUCGCUGGAGACUUUGUACGCUACCACUACAAUGGCAGCCUCCUCGAUGGAACAUUUUUUGAUUCCAGCUACUCUCGUAAUCGUACCUAUGACACCUAUGUGGGACAAGGCUACGUGAUUGCCGGCAUGGACGAGGGUCUAAUUGGAGUGUGUGUGGGAGAGAGGCGUACCAUCACCAUCCCCCCACACCUCGGCUAUGGAGAGGAAGGAACAGGCUCUAAGAUCCCUGGUUCAGCUGUGCUGGUGUUUGACGUUCACAUCAUUGACUUCCACAAUCCAUCAGACAACACUGAGGUGACCAUUACUCACAAGCCAGAGGAGUGUGAUAAGCAAACCAAGAAGGGAGACUUUGUCAAAUAUCACUACAACGCCUCUCUGAUGGAUGGCUCGUCCAUCGACUCCACGUACAAUUAUGGAAAGACAUACAACAUUGUCCUGGGAGCCAACCAGGUAGUCCCAGGGAUGGAGGAUGGACUGAUGGACAUGUGUGUAGGAGAGAAAAGGCACCUUGUUAUUCCUCCUCACUUGGGCUAUGGGGAGAGAGGAGUCACUGACGAAGUCCCAGGGAGUGCUGUGCUCGUGUUUGACAUUGAGCUGGUGGAGAUGGAGGAAGGACUUCCUGAAGGCUACAUGUUCAUCUGGAACGAGGAUGUGUCACCCGACCUCUUCACUGAGAUGGACACAGACAAGAACGCGCAGGUUGAGCCCUCUGAGUUUACUGACUACAUCAUGCGGCAGGUGAGCGAGGGCAAAGGCCGCCUGGCUCCUGGCUUCGAUCCUUACCGCAUCAUUGACAAUAUGUUUUCCAACCAGGACCGUAAUGGAGACGGAAAGAUCACAGAGGCAGAGUUCAAACUGAAAGCAGAUGAAGCCACCGCUCAUGAUGAGCUAUGACGGGGCUGAGUGUAAAACUCAGAUCAGGGUUAUGGCUGCAGGGUCAGACAGCGGGGUUGUAAUACAUAUGUGGGUGGUAGAAUAGAAAAAGUUGGGGUUGUAUGUGUGAAGUAAGUGAGUGUGAAGCAAGAAAUGUGCUGAGAUACUUUGUUUUAUUUUCAUCUUGAGGAUUUGGAUGAUGUUCAAAAGGGGGCCUUGUCCUUUAAAGGGAUAGUUUGUAUUUUUUUAAGGGGGGUCGUACGAGGUAAUUUUCCUUAGUCAGUGUAUUGCACACAGUAGAUAUCAGUCUGCAUGCCCCCAGUUUGCAGAAGGAGUACUGCCAGGAAAGAAAAGCAAUUUACUUCUGUGGAUGGGGGGCAGCAGCAAAAUGUAUUUUAGCAACCUAAAAAAAAAAAGUUUAAGUGUAAGCUAUAUCAACAAUAUUUUCACUGCCUCUCCUUUGUGUCAGACAGCCAGUUCCAGUGAGGGAGUUGUUAACAGCUUUACUUUCACAUCGGUGCUCUCCUUGACGCUACCACACUCCACUGACAUAAACCGUAAUUUUACCUCACAGAGCACAGGAGUUGCUGGUCUACUGUGGCCACCAUCAGUUAGUUAGUUUGU
Messenger RNA from Plectropomus leopardus (leopard coralgrouper), 2456 nucleotides. It is a transcript of the gene fkbp9, whose product is annotated as FKBP prolyl isomerase 9. Lineage: Eukaryota; Metazoa; Chordata; Actinopteri; Perciformes; Serranidae. The record is from RefSeq and is a predicted model, not a curated record. Gene Ontology annotation, cellular component: endoplasmic reticulum. Gene Ontology annotation, molecular function: calcium ion binding; peptidyl-prolyl cis-trans isomerase activity.